AUGCGGUUCAACUUGCUCACAAAGGACUACGAAUAUUCUUUAUCCGACUUAAAAAAAAGAAGAGACUUAGCACAAGAAAAGUCUCAACUUCCUGAAGACGGCAGAUUAAAUUUCACGGGACUAGCGACGAAAUAUGGAUUAGAAACUGAAGAGUUUAACGUGAUAACUGAAGAUAAUUACAUCCUCACGUUAUACCAUAUCCAAGGAGAUAGUACAAAACCAGUUCUGCUGGCUCAUGGCCUCAUUGACUCCGCAGCGACAUAUAUCAUGAGAGGUAACAAAUCAUUAGCAGUCGCUUUGGCUCAAGAAAAUUAUGAUCUUUGGUUUAUGAAUGCUAGAGGCAAAAAAUAUAGUAGAAGACAUUUAUACUUAGAUGCUGAUAAAGAUAGGACUUAUUGGGAUUUCAGUUUUCAUGAAAUUGGUCUAUACGACUUGUCUGCUAACAUUGAUUUUGUGUUGAACAAGAUAAAUCAAAGCCAGCUUACACUCAUCGGAUUUUCUCAAGGCAAUCAGAUAUGGUAUGUGUUGGGAUCUAUGAGACCUGAGUAUAAUGCUAAGGUAAAAGCUGUUAUUGCAUUAGCUCCAAUAGCUUAUAUGAGCCAUGCUCAAAUACCAGGGUUACAGUCAUGGCCACUGUUAAAUCUUUAUCUUAAAGCAAGUGGUUAUGAUGAAAUUUUCGCAGAAAAUUCUAAAAUAACAAAAGCAAUAGAAGCAAUUUGCUCCCAAGUAGAAGUUGGUGCUGAAUAUUGUUUAAAUGGGAUAGUUUAUCCAAUAUCCGGUUAUGAUCCUGUUGAACUGGGAACUGAAUUCAUGCCAGUUAUUAUGGGACAUUGUCCAACGAGUACCGCUAGGAAAGUCUUGAAUCAUAUGGCACAAGUAGCAUUAAGUAAGAGAUUCCAACUAUAUGACCACGGGAUGGUGGAUAAUAUGAAGAUGUAUGGUUCAUUGGAGCCUCCUUUAUAUGCUUUGAAGAACAUUACAACUAAAGUAGAACUCUUUGUAGGGCCUGGUGAUUUGGUUGGAAAAUUGCAGGAUGUGAAAGUAUUGCAAAAUCUACUGCCUAAUUCCUCGUAUCACGAGAUUGAUAUGGCCCUAUGGACACAAGAAAUAAAAUCUCAACUUCCUGAAGACGGCAGAUUAAAUUUCACGGGACUAGCGACGAAAUACGGAUUAGAAACUGAAGAGUUUAAUGUGAUAACUGAAGACAAUUACAUUCUCACGUUAUACCAUAUCCAAGGAGAUAGAACAAAACCUGUUCUGCUGGCUCAUGGUCUCAUUGACUCCGCAGCGACAUAUAUUAUGAGAGGUAACACAUCAUUAGCUAUCGCUUUGGCUCAAGAAAAUUAUGAUCUUUGGUUUAUGAAUGCUAGAGGCAAAAAAUACAGUAGAAGACAUUUAUACUUAGAUGCUCAUAAAGAUAGGACUUAUUGGGAUUUCAGUUUUCAUGAAAUUGGUCUAUUUGAUUUGUCUGCUAACAUUGAUUUUGUGUUAAGCAAGACAAAUCAAACCCAGCUUACACUCAUCGGAUUUUCUCAAGGCAAUCAGAUAUGGUAUGUGUUGGGAUCUAUGAGACCUGAGUAUAAUGCUAAGGUAAAAGUCGUUAUAGCAUUAGCUCCAAUAGCUUAUUUGAGCCAUGCUCAAAUACCAGGAUUACAGUCAUGGCCACUGUUAAAUCUUUAUCUGAAAGCAAGUGGUUAUGAUGAAAUUUUCGCAGAAAAUUCUACAAUAACAAUAGCAAUAGAAGCCAUUUGCUCCCAAGUAGAAUUUGGUGCUGAAUAUUGUUUAAAUGGGAUAGUUUAUCCGAUAUCCGGUUAUGAUCCUGUUGAACUGGGAACUGAAUUCAUGCCAGUUAUUAUGGGACAUUGUCCAACGAGUACCGCUAGGAAAGUCUUGAAUCAUAUGGCACAAGUAGCAUUAAGUAAGAGAUUCCAACUAUAUGACCACGGGAUGGUGGAUAAUAUGAAGGUGUAUGGUUCAUUGGAGCCUCCUUUAUAUCCUUUGAAGAAUAUUACAACUAAAGUAGAACUCCUUGUAGGACCUGGUGACCUGCAAGCAAAUUUUCAAGAUGUGAAAGUAUUGCAAUAUGUACUGCCAAAUUCUUCGUAUCACGAGAUUGAUAUGGCCUUAUGGAGUCAUUUGGAUUUUGUUUGGGGCAAGGAUAUGGACUUAUAUUUAUUCCCACUUGUGUUAGAUGUUGGUGUAGAUAUUAUAAAUUCUGGUCUUUCGGAAGAUGGGAAACUAAACUUCACUGAGCUCACAAAUAAAUAUGGACUGCAAGCCGAAGAGUUUGAUGUGAUAACUGAAGACAGUUACAUUCUCAAAUUGUUUCAUGUCCAAGGAGACAGAAAAAAACCUAUAUUGAUGGCUCAUGGCCUUAUUGAUUCGUCUGAUGCAUAUAUAUUAAGAGGAAACACAUCAUUGGCUGUCGUUUUGGCUAAAGAGGGAUAUGAUCUUUGGUUUAUGAAUGCUAGAGGUAAAAAGUAUAGUAGAAGACAUUUAUAUUUAGACGCUGAUAAAGAUACGACUUAUUGGGAUUUUAGUUUUCAUGAAAUUGGACUAUACGAUUUGUCUGCUAAUAUCGAUUUUGUGUUGAAUAAAACCAACCAGGCUCAGCUAACACUCAUUGGAUUUUCCCAAGGCAAUCAGAUAUGGUAUGUGUUAGGAUCUAUCAGACCUGAGUACAAUGCUAAGGUAAAAGCUGUUAUCGCACUAGCACCAAUAGCUUAUAUGAACCACGUUAAAGUGCCAUUAUUAGCAGGAUGGCCACCGUUAGAUGUUUUCCUUAAAACAACCGGCAAUGAGGAACUUUUCGGAUAUGAUUCUUUAUUGAAUAGAGCAGCGCGAACUGUUUGCACGAAAGUGAGGACGGGUGCUGAAUAUUGUUUAAAUUUUUUUAUUUACCCAAUAUCUGGUAGAAAUCCUGAAGAUUUGGAGCCUGAAUUUAUGCCAACUUUUAUGGGUCAUUGUCCAACAAGUACUGCUAGGAAACUUUUGAGUCAUAUGGCACAAGUAGUGGUAAGUAAGAGAUUUCAGCAAUACAGCCACGGAAUUACGGGGAAUUUGAAAGAGUAUGGUACAUUGAAACCACCAUUAUAUCCUUUGUAUAAUAUUACAACCAAAGUGGAAUUACUUGUUGGACUAAACGAUCUGCAAGCAAAUGUUGAGGAUGUUCGAAUACUGCAUCAGCUGCUUCCUAAUUCAUCUUACCAUGAGAUCGAUAACAAACUUUGGACUCAUCUAGAUUUUGCUUUUGGGAAGAACAUGUACAUACAUUUAUUUCCACUAGUGUUGGAUUUGUUAAAAAAACACAAUUGA
Diatraea saccharalis (sugarcane borer) is the source of this 3315-nucleotide messenger RNA. The record is from the annotation of a GenBank genome assembly. NCBI's taxonomy places the organism in Eukaryota, Metazoa, Arthropoda, Insecta, Lepidoptera, Crambidae.